Molecule: messenger RNA, 6681 nt
Organism: Trichoderma aggressivum f. europaeum
Lineage: Eukaryota; Fungi; Ascomycota; Sordariomycetes; Hypocreales; Hypocreaceae
Exons: 6
Coding region: 1-6681 (2226 amino acids)
Biological process (GO): secondary metabolite biosynthetic process; amino acid activation for nonribosomal peptide biosynthetic process
Cellular component (GO): cytosol; cytoplasm
Molecular function (GO): catalytic activity; phosphopantetheine binding
Source: RefSeq, a predicted model, not a curated record
AUGAUCAAUUACGUUUGCGACACAGUCGAAAGUCGUAUCAUCAUCAAUACUACGCCAGAACCCUUCUCAUCCGCCAAGGGGUCGCAUCACGUAUUGCAUUUGACUAGCCUUCCGCCGAUAUCGUCCUCUCAAAUUUCCCCGUCCGUAUAUUCUCAGGCGCUGGAAGAUGAUGCAUGCAUCAUUUUUACAAGUGGCAGUACCGGCUGUCCAAAAGGCGUCAUCCUCUCGCACAAGUCUUUAUGCUUAUACUCUACGACAAGUCCCAUGAACCUGGACAUCGUUCCUGGAGAUAGGCUUCUCCAUAUUCUGUCGGUGGCUUUUGAUGCCUGCGCUUGUAUGCUUUUCUCAACCUUGGGAAAUGGUGGCACCGUGGUCCCAACCCAAGCCGAAGACAUAUACGACAAGGCCCCUUCAUGUACUGUGGUGGCUGCCACACCUUCGCUACUGAGCGCGUUAAUGGAUUCUUCAUCGGACACCAGAAUUUUUAAUCACGUUCAUACGAUUAUUCUUGGCGGUGAAACCGCAAGGCAGGAUUUGCUGGGAUCCCUGCUGGAUGCUGGUAUUCGAGUUCUGGUCGGAUAUGGAGCGACAGAGACGACCUCUAUGGGCUCUAUACAUGUUGUAACCCGUGACCCAGAGACGAAGGCAAUCAAUCCGCUGCUAAUCGGUAGCUCAAUGAAACAAAGCCCAAUUUACCUCGUGGAGAGCGGCCAUCAGCUGAUCGCAGACGAUUUUGCGGAAGGAGAGAUACUCAUUGCAGGAGAUGGCCUCUCUCGCGGAUAUUACAAGGAUGAUGCGAAAACAAACAGUAAUUUCAUCUACUGGAACUCAAAGCGAGUUUACAAAACUGGCGAUUAUGGUCGAUGGAUACCAAAUCCUGACGGCGGCCGGUUGAUCGAGUUCCGCGGACGAAAAGACAGAACGGUCAAGAAUGGGGGGUUCCUCGUGAAUCUAGACCGUGAUGUCGAAAAUGCUCUCAGCCAUGUGGGCAUUCCAUUCGGUGUAACAUCUGUCUGCGCUGCAGUGACAGAGGAUGGAAUUGUCGCAGUUGUGACUCCAGAGAGCGUUGAUACCGUUGCACUUUUAUCGAAAGCGAGGGACUCUAUGUCUACCUACUGUAUUCCAUAUCGGAUCGAAGCCAUGGAAUCAUUUCCCACGUCUUCCAACGGUAAAGUACAGCAUAGAAAGGUGCUGGAGGUUAUCUCAGCUACGGAUGGCACAAUGGGCUCGAACAAACCUGCCGCCUUGCCUUCGCCACCGGCAUCACAACAGUCAUAUUCCGACACAACGGUCGAAGAGGAACGGCUCUCCAAGAUUCUGGACGCUGCUUCAAAUCUUUUUGGACUUUCUGGAGAUGGAUUGAAGAAAAUACAAGAAAGCGACUCCUUCCUAAAACUAGGCGGCUCGUCGCUUUUGGCAUUCAAGCUUGCUUCAGCCCUCCGCCAACGAAAUAUCAACAUCUCUCCCAAAGAUCUUUUCAGUGGUCAUACAUUCCAGGAAAUAGCUAAAUACUCGAAUGAUAUUGCAAUAGCAGAAGAAGGAUCUUUGCCGUCGCUCGCAGACGAGAGAUUUGAUGUUGCACACAAAUUAGCAUCUCUCCGAAGCCAGGCUCAGAGCGUUUUGGCUUUGGAGAGCGAUAGCUUUGACAUUGGUCCCUUGACCAGUUUACAGUUGGCUCUGGCAUUACCAACUCUGAGUUGCAACUGGAAGAAUGUAAACCAAGUCAAAUUGUCUUAUAAGAGCGAAUAUGCCAGCAUGGUUGAGAGAGCAUGGCGCGCGGUCUGGCUAACAGAACCAGUAUUCAGAACUGAGUUGUGUCUGACUAUAGGAUGCGGUGCUCAAAUUGUCCACAAACAACCAAUGAGAAAGCCCAAGCUACAGCUCUUUAAGAACUUGGCCGAUUAUGAAGAAGCAGUCCAGAAAGCCGAUAUUAACGUCGGACUGGGCUGCUCACUGGAAUUUAUUGCGUAUCACCCAAAUGCCGUUCUAGGAGCCGCAGCCGCCAUCAGCAUGUCGAGAGAAAUUGAAGAGUUGACAGUAGUCUUCACGGUCCAUCAUAGCUUAAUGGACGGCUUGUCAUUGCAGAUCCUCCUGGCCAAUGUUGAACACGCUGCAAAGGGGAGGAAGAUCCCCCGCAGUCUCAGUUCCAUUGAAGCCUCCCUUGAGCUGAUAUCAAUCCAGCAAAGGAAGGAUGGAGUUGCCAAAAGAUUUUUCUCCGAGUACUUGAGAAAAGUGAAGCUGGCAGACAGCUUCACUAAGAAGCCCGAUAUCGCCAUGGAAGGGACCAUGAAGCUCCCCAGCCCGAAUAACGCUGUCUUAUUCGGGCCCUCAGCUGGCAGUGACGAAGUUGCUCACUUUGCCAACCGAAACUGUGUAUCGCCAGCAUGCGUCUAUUAUACGGCCUGGGCAAUGGCUAUGAGCGCUUUUGAGAGCAAAUCCACAAUCAUCAUGGGCUCCGUGUUCUCCAACAGAGCGUCGCACCCUGAAUUUCACAACGUAAUUGGUUUAUACAUAUCAACUCUGCCUUUGGUUGUCAGUAUUAACGGGAAUGAAACAGUAUGCCAGCUUCUUCAGAAGACUAUGGGCGAUAUACUUUCUCUGGGAGAGUAUGCUUGGGCACGCUCAGACCAAGUUGGCAUCGGCAGCUGCAUGAGCAGCUUGGUUGCACUCCAACCACCACUUCCCCAUGAGAAUUCACACCCUCCCGCUAUUCGGGCAGAAUCUUUGGAGAACAGCGAGUUCCCUCUAUCGCUGCUGAUAGACUCUAAUGGAGAUUUUCGCAUUGAGCACAAUAGCGGUGUGUAUGGUGAAAGUGCAAUCCGACGGUUAGGCGGGCAUUUCAAGCAAGCACUUCGAGGCGUGUUAAAUCACACCUUGGUGAGCGAAUGCAUGCGGCUGAAUGUCAUUCAAGAAACAGCAUAUUUGCAAGCAGAAAAAGUAAGGAUCAAACCAAGUGAGCAAACAGUCAAGAAGGCAUUGGAAGAGUCGAUCGACCGGUUCCAAGAUUACAUUGCCAUUGAAGAUUGCAAAGGCAACACGCUCACUUAUAAACAACUCGAGCAGCAAACAAACGUCAUUGCCAACAUGCUUAAUGAGUAUUUCUCUGAUACAACGACCACUAGUAUUGCCAUAUAUGGCGACGGAUCAGUCGGGUGGCUGCUAGGCUUGCUGGGAAUUGUCAAAACAAGCCGCACCUUUGUUCCAAUUGACCCUAAGUGGUCGAUGGAAAGAAAGACUAUGGUUCUAGAAGCUAGUAAGGCAGCUGCCAUUGUUGUCCCCGACUCUGCACAGCAAAAUGAAGUCCCAAUGGUGGCCGGGAAGAAAGCAUUAGCCAUAGAUCAUAUGUUGUCUGUUGUAAGCAGCGAUGAACAAGCCGCAAGGCUGCCUGAUACUGGCUACGCAGACAGUGCUUUUGUUUACAUCUUUACAUCAGGGACAACUGGAGCGCCAAAGGGUAUUCCUACAACUCAUCGGUCAUUUCUGGCAUACCAGAGCAAUCCCGAGGCAACGUUGUUCGCCGCUCCCGGGAGGCGAAUUGCCCAGUUUAUGUCACCAGCCUUUGAUGUUUGCAACGGAGAGAUCUUUUCUGCACUACUACACGGAGCAACCCUUGUUCUUAAAGAUCCAUUAGAUCCAUAUGCCCAUCUACUAAAAGUUAAUACAGCAGCCAUGACUCCGGCAGUUUUGUCUGUGCUGGAACCAGAACAGUACCCAAAUCUUGAGAUUAUAUAUUCCACCGGAGAAGCAAUCACUGCUCCUAUUAUCCAAAAAUUCGCUACGAAGAAGCUUCUUUACAACGGUUAUGGGCCAGCAGAGUGUGCCAUUAGUACCUCGUUUGAACGAAUAAUCCUAGGCGAUGUUAUCACGAUUGGAAAAGCUUUAGCGACAGUACGCAUGUAUCUCCUCGACGAAAAGCAAAAUCCCGUUCCGAAAGGAGUUCAGGGCGAGAUAUACCUAGCCGGAGUGCAGGUGCUUGAACGCUACAUCAACGCUCCUGAACAGACGGCUUUACGCGUCCUCCCCGAUCCGUGGCACCCAAAAGAACGAAUGUACCGCACCGGCGACUAUGGUAUUUGUGUGAAAGAUGGCCGGGUGAUCUUUAUGGGGCGAAUAGAUCGUCAAGUCAAAGUUCGUGGCUUUCGCAUCGAGCUUGAUGGAGUAGAGCAUGCGAUUUUGUCGGAGCCGGCGGUCGAUGACGUUUCGCAGUGCGCUGUGCUGGCGGUUGAUGGUGUCCUUGUGGCAUAUGUCACAUUUGGCUCAAAGCAAUCUCGAAAUUCGACACAAGAGCGGAUAGAUUGCCUCCGCAAUAGGAUGGUCAAAACACAACUCCCUUCAUGGGUCCCCCAGCAGAUCAUCCCAAUUACCGAUUUCCCAAAGUCAGCGAAUGGGAAAGCUGAUUCCAAAGCUCUAGAGCAGAUGUACAGGUCAAGGUCUUUUCUUCACAACGAGGCUUUCCCUGGACCCUCCAUAUCAACGAACGAUAGCGGUGUUGAGUCCAAGCUAUCAGAGGUAUGGUGCGAAAUUCUGCAACUGAGGCCUCACGCAUGUCUGAGUCCCGAUGAUAACUUCUUCGCCUUGGGUGGGCAUUCGGUUUUAGCCUUGCUUUUAGCCACGAAACUUACGGGAAUCCUUGAUGUUGAAGUUACGACCCGUGAUCUUUUGCCGUCUCCAGUGUUCCAAGACCAAGUCAACGCAAUUAAACAUCUGCUAGAAACUAAGAAGAUUUCAGAAGAUCAUACAAAAGAGCCAAUACCAAGCCAUGCACUGCCAACGGGGGAGCUAACAGAGCUGGAAAGGCAGGUAUGGUUCCAAUAUCAGGUUGGAACAACAGUUACAGCAUUCAACAUUGCCAACGUUUUGACUGUCAAUGGCCCAUUAGAUUACACCAGGCUCGUGGAUUCUUUCAAUAGAGCAUUAGCGUCUGACCCAGUCCUGGGAUGCAACUUUGUUGAAGGACUCAACGGCCUAAGAAGGGUCAUUCGAAGCUCGGCUCCUAAAGUUCGCGAGGUGGAACAGCUCGAUGUAGCAUCAGAGAUAAACUAUGCGUUCGACUUGGCGCAUGAUGAGCUGAUUCGCAUCCACAUUAUACGUCAACCUGAAGAACGAGGAGGCACAGUGAAGACACCAAUGACCGAGAUUGUCAUCACAACUUCUCACAGCAUCGCCGAUCUGGCCACAUUGCAGAAUUUGCUUCGGCUUGUCUCAACCGCAUACACAGGAAAAGUCGUAAAAGCCCACAGAGAGCCGCAGCAUCUGAGCUCGAGUUACUGGCAAUAUGUUCCCACAAUGCUUGAGCAAAACUUUUGGAGAGACUACUUGUGUAAAGAUGAUUCAGAGAGCUCCGAAUUAUCCCAUUUCAAGGUCCUGCUUCUCCCCUCUGUGACAGCAGCCUUCCAUGGGACAUCCCGAAUCCGCGAAUUUCGCGGGAAUUUAAUUACCAGGCUGAAUGCCUUGAUAGAACGGCUUGGUAUCACACACCAUCACAUGGCAUUAACAGUCGCCGCUCUUCUUUCACAAUGGUUGACGAAUGAGGAUGACGUUGUACUGGGAGCUCCAAAUGGCAAUCGUUGUUCCUCGACUGAACGAGAAGCAUUGGGACAAUUCCUCGAUCGACUCCCUAUCCGCAUAAAGCUCGAUUGUCCACGAUCUAAUUCAGGUGGGCCCAGCCUCACGCAGAUACUGAGAGAUGUACGGGAUUCAGCACUCAAAGCUUUAACCAAUACGAUCCCAUUUUCGAAAAUCUUGGAGACACUCAACAUCGCAAGCGGCGGUCUUCAGCACCCAAUUUUUGAUUGCAUGGUGACAUUUCAUCUCCAAAGCAAUAGCCUCGAUAAGUGGCUGCAGUUACCGGGUUGCGAUGUGACUGUAUCUCCUCGCUUUGCCGAAGGGGCCAAAUUCCCAUUAAUGCUGGAAUGGUUCGAGCUAGAUGCAGACUGUUGGUCGCUUCAUAUCGAGCACGAUACAAACCGGUUACCACAUGCUAUUGUUGACACCAUGGAGCAUGUUCUAGACACAAUUCUCGAGGCAAUAGCAGAUGAAUGUCUAUUACUUGAUCUACAUACUCGCCUAGCAGAUGCUACCGUUUCGAAUGCCGGUUCGCCUCGUGUACCGGGACUUGGCCCGUUGCUACCAUUUUCUGAAUUCAAAAGGAAUUCGCAAAUGGCAAACGAAACAAAGCUUCCGAUUUGGAAAAUUGCGGCACAAGAGGAGGAACACAUUUGGUAUCUUGGAUAUGGCUCUAACAUGAAAGCCAGCACCAUGAAGGAUCGAAAGAUCACUCCAUUGGCUACCAGGAUUGUCAAUGUUCCUACUCAUCAUGUUACAUUCGACGUCUUUGGAAUCCCGUAUUCCGAGCCGUGCUAUGCUAGCAUCGAAGAGUUCCCAAAUGGUGGAACCGGAAAACGCCAACUGCUCCACGGCGACACGCAGAUUCCCGUUCCGUCACUGUGCGGCAUCGCCCAUCUUUUGACUGCAGUCGAGUUUCACCAGCUACUGGUAACUGAAGGUAGCGGAGUUGUGUACGAUAUUGUGAAGCUCCAAGCAUAUCAAUUAGACGAAGCGCACAAUGUCUCCGGUGACAGCUUCGCCGUGUAUACCUUGAAGGCAAAAUGGCCAUUGCGGCCCAACGGUACACCAAGUGCUCGAUACGUGAAGGAUCAGACAGAACAUACGGCCAACUAG